Acromyrmex echinatior (Panamanian leafcutter ant) is the source of this 596-nucleotide messenger RNA. RefSeq lists its product as uncharacterized. Gene Ontology annotation, biological process: sensory perception of taste; male courtship behavior; chemosensory behavior. Gene Ontology annotation, cellular component: dendrite; neuronal cell body; axon. The record is from RefSeq and is a predicted model, not a curated record. Lineage: Eukaryota; Metazoa; Arthropoda; Insecta; Hymenoptera; Formicidae.
AUGACAGAGGCACUAGAAAGAGCGCUGGCACCAUUAUUGACCUUUGGUUCUUUCUUCGGUUUAGGCAUGUUCGAAUAUCCUCGUGGACAACCUAGGGCGUAUCUCUCUUGCCUAUAUGUUUUGGCCAAAUGGGGCUCUCUUAUGUACUUUUAUUACUAUCCAUAUUUAAAAAGGAUUUUGCAUGUUGAAAAGGCAUUCGACAUCCAAAUCAUCAAUUUGGUUCUUAUCAACACAUUAAUUCUCAUUAGCCUUUGUCGUUUCAAGGCACAUCCACUUACAACUGUGUCUUAUAUCACGCAAACUAAACGUAAUAUUCAAAGUACAAAUGUUACUACAAAUGAUAUGAUAAAUGAAACAGUAGCAAUUCUUCAGAAAUUGUCCAAUUAUAAUCUCGAUGAAAAUUUACGUAAACAGAUUUUGCAGUUUAUAUUGCAAAUAAAGCAGACAAAAGUAGAAUUUGGCUUGGGACAAUACUACUUUGGAUAUAAUUUUAUCUGUGAGAUGUAUUCUACAGUUUUGUCCGCUACAAUAAUUCUUACGCAGUUUAAUUGGCAUUUGAAUUCGGAACGUGCACCAAAAUCAUGAUUAAUUUUAAU